Molecule: messenger RNA, 3021 nt
Organism: Tuber melanosporum (Perigord truffle)
Lineage: Eukaryota; Fungi; Ascomycota; Pezizomycetes; Pezizales; Tuberaceae
Exons: 6
Coding region: 985-1992 (335 amino acids)
Molecular function (GO): oxidoreductase activity
Source: RefSeq, a predicted model, not a curated record
CAGGAAUGCUUGACGAUAAGGAGAUGAUGGAGGGGGGUGAAUGGAUGAAAUGCUCCAUGCGCGAACAAUAUUCGACCCCGGUGGCUAUUGACACGGCUGUUGGGACAGAGUGGUUCCUGCGAUGGAUUAGGUAGGGGAAGGGAGAAAGCGCCAUGACAAACCCAUAUCAUAGUACCGCGAAUACUCGGCCUUCUCCUCGAGAACACCACCCAGUUGCCGUGAUUUCUACCGCAGAAUAAGCACAACACAAUAUACACUCUACCUACUGUACAUGUACCUGUAGUCUACACCCGCCUGAAGUGGGAGACGAAUCCCAUCACUUGUCGGAAAAAUACUCUGAUUUUCCUUAUCCCAGGGGAUUGGCACAUUAUCCACCUCCCCCCGAUGCACCCGCACCGUACACCCGAAUUUCUGCCAUCAUGGCCAUUCGUCUCCCCUAAUCCACUGCCCUUGCCGAUUUGAGCUAAUGAUUUUCAGCACCCUUCUGCGGAGAUGUGGGCUUGAUUCACCACAAACGCUAGUCUACCCGUAACUUAUUAGUGAGCUAGCGGUCGAGAGUUGAAGGUGUUGGAGUGGAUGCGAGAGAGUGAGGGAGCCAGAGAGGGGGGGGGGGGUGGGCGAGAUGGUGAUGUGACCUUUCCCUGCCGGCACUGGUUGUUGGUGGGCCUCAUAGCUUGUCGCCGUGGCCUUGAUCGCUCCUCAAGCUUUAUAGCUCCCGUCUUCACCAGCACUUUACAAGACAGCCUUGCUAAGUCGGAGGCGACCUAUUGUUUUUGCGCUCGUCUGCUCUCUCUGCCCUCGUCAGGCAUUCCCAGCAUCCCUCCCCGUAUCGAUCGUAAGCUGUCCUUAUUGAGCAGGCUUCCACCCUCGUCCUAAGGGCUGUUUUUCCCUCCCCCCGUGAAGCUUCCUCCUAAACAACCCUCGAGACCAAAAUCGGCUACCAAUCCCACUCCACAAACAGCACCCUUCCCACCGCCCACCAUCAUGAGUCCCAUGGCCCCAAAUACCGACGGCACGGUAGAUAUUUUGCCACCAAUAUCCACCGAGCUACCCAAGGAGUUGAGCUUGGUUGGCAAAACCCCCACGAUUGCUGUGAUCGGAGGUGGGAUGUCCGGGCUCCGGGCUGCAGAGGUUUUGUUGCAAAAGGGGUAUAGAGUUGUGGUGUACGAAGCCCGCGACCGGCUUGGCGGGCGAAUAUCUACGAGCAAUCACUUGGGGGAAGCCGUUGAUCUCGGUCCGAAUUGGAUCCAUGGCACAGACAACAACCCUGUCUUGUCGUUAGCCGAGUCCUCUGGCUCAAAGCUCCACCACUUCUCCGAGCAGUGCCCUACCUACGGUUUCGAUGGCAAGCUCUUGGAUCAGGCCGAAGCCGACGAGCUCUCAGAAUUGAUGUGGAAGGUCAUUGAGCGUGCUGUCGAGUAUUCCAAGCACUGCCACCCUGCAAUCCCCGUGGAAAAAUCCUUCUACGACUAUUGUGUCGAGAAGGCCGAGGAGCUGUUUGGAACUGGAGCCGCUGAAGACGAGAAACGAAAAAAGGAGCUGUGGUUGUCCCUAGCGGAGAUGUGGGGUACCUUCAUUGGUAGCCCCGUUGAAAGGCAAAGUUUAAAAUAUUUCUUCCUGGAGGAGCCAUUAGAAGGCGCAAACAUAUUUGUCGCAAGUACCUAUGAAACCAUGAUUGAUACAAUGUCAAAACCUUCACUGGAUGCUGGUAUUGUCCGAUUGAAUACACCUAUUGACGAAAUCAUAACCCCUGCCCCAGGUGAUCGGAAUUGCGUUAUGUUGAGGAGCUCCCAGAAGCCUGAGGAGAAUUGUGAGGUAGACGCCGUAAUCGUAACAAUACCCUUGGGGUGUCUCAAGAGAGAGAUGAUCAAUUUUCAACCAAAACUCCCGAAGCGAAUGCUUGAGGGCAUAGAUUCCCUUAGCUAUGGAACUCUCGAGAAGGCAAGAUUCUCCCACCUUAAGGCUGGAUACUCCAAACUAAAGAUCUGCUAAAUUAACACACAACAUUAGGUCUACAUCAAGUUUUCCGCCCCCUUCUGGAGCGGUACGGGGCAGGACUUUUUCACUUUUCUUUCGCCCAAGUAUGCCCCCAAAGUAAACCCUAGUCGCUGGCAUAUGGCGUGUUUCUCGCUUGCUGGAUUACCAAAACCCUGUGCACAGCCCACACUUCUAUUCUACAUUUUUGGUCCCAUUACCAAGCAUUUAAAUGAGAAUUUUGCACCCAGUCAAACAAAGGCCGGCAAAAAGCAGUACUUUGAGUUCUUUGAACCGUACUACUCUAAACUCCCAAACUAUUGUGAGGGCAGCCCAGACUGCCGGCCAGUGGAUGUUGAGGCAACACGAUGGAGCCAAGACAAGUGGGCCGGCUAUGGAAGUUACUCAAACUUCCAGGUCGGCCUACACGCUGGUGAGGAGGACAUCAGGUGUCUAAGAGCCGGUGCAGCGGAUCGGAAACUCUGGUUCGCCGGAGAGCACACUUCUCCGGUACUAGGUCUCGGAAGUGUCAGUGGGGCAUACUGGAGCGGAGAGGACGCAGCCGCCAGAGUAAUCGCCAGCCUCGAGGGCGGGGGAAUAUCAAGUCCGAUACAGAUAAGGCCGGAUCCCAGGCGCGCGGCAUCACAACCAGACCCGAGAGACGGCACCACGAACGGGACAGGGCCGAAAGCGAGCUGGUACGGGAAAACGGUGGGCCCCAACAUUACCGCCGGCGCCGUUUCUCCGGGAGUGGAACAGGCUGGUCGAUUCAACCAUGGCACGUCUAUCGCUAAUUAGUGAUAUCGUGUGGAUUUUUGAGUAAUUGUGAGUGGGUUUUUCAUUAUCCUUACUGAUUCUUUCACGGUGGGGGAGUUGCUUUCGGUUUUUGAAGUGAGCGGGUGAGUGGGCGGUGGAGUGUACUAAAUAUAUAUCAUACCUGAGUUCCCUCCUGCUGUCAACGACGGGGUCUGGGUCGGGUUCGGGUGGAGUUAUUACGGUCCGGAAACUGUUUGUAUCCCUAGAGCAAUGGAGUCAUUCUGAGCCUAA